Suillus paluster is the source of this 983-nucleotide messenger RNA. RefSeq names its product PIF1-like helicase-domain-containing protein. Gene Ontology annotation, molecular function: DNA helicase activity. Lineage: Eukaryota; Fungi; Basidiomycota; Agaricomycetes; Boletales; Suillaceae. The record is from RefSeq and is a predicted model, not a curated record. Bases 89 to 829 code for a protein of 246 amino acids. Gene Ontology annotation, biological process: telomere maintenance; DNA repair. The transcript has 6 exons.
GACAAAUGUGUGACAGACUGCACAACUUCUCCUAUCCACGACGUUCACGUUAACGUUGGAAUCCCUCUCGAGAUAAUUGAAGUAUCCAAUGCCAAAGGCAGCGAAAAAGUAUUACGCUGUAAGGAUUGGUCGCGAAGGACCAAAAAUAUACGACUCUUGGGCCGAGUGCAACGCAAACGUUUCGCGUUGGCCCGGUGCCGUUCACAAGAGUUUUCGAUCUCGCGUCGAGGCUGAACAGUGGCUUGCGUUACCUAGAACUACCCCGGUACCGUCUUCGAGUACGGAGCCUGCGUCGUCUGGUGUGUCCAGCGUGCCAUUGGGCUUUGGGUCAGGAGUAGCAAGAUCCAAAUAUGCAAAGACUGCGAAGCAACCACCAACCUCCCAAGGAUACGAUUGGUCUCCAAUUGAUACACCUGCGCCUGAACCUCCAUCGGAUAGUAUUGUUCUCUCAGAAGAGCAAAAAUGCGUGCUUAGAAGAAUUGAGCAGGGUGAAAAUGUAUUCUUUACAGGGUCCGCAGGCACCGGUAAAUCUGUACUCUUGCGGGAAAUCAUUCGAAUGCGGGGUGGGCGCGGCCACCACGGUCUCGCUAUAACGGCGUCAACGGGAAUAGCAUCAGUUAACAUUAGCGGAACCACCGUGCACUCAUGGGCGGGAAUUGGGCUUGGCCAAGAAGACGCAAAGAAACUCGGCGGAAAAUUUCUUGGGCAGCCUAAAUUUGAAAGGGUCAGGCAACGAUGGCAAAGUGUUGAGACACUCGUGGUAGAUGAAAGUUUGUGGCAUACACCUAUUCAUAAGAUGGUUGACUCUAUCAUUACUCAGUAUCCAUGAUCGACGGAAAGCUCUUUGAUAAACUGGUAUGAUGAUGCUGAAACAUUGCAAUCUUACUGCUGAUGUUACCUCUGGAUCACAGGAAGCCAUUGCUCGGAUUGUAAGGCGAUCGGAAAAACCUUUUGGUGGCAUUCAGCUGGUACUUUCGGGAGAC